This is a messenger RNA of Dioscorea cayenensis subsp. rotundata (Guinea yam), 1790 nucleotides long. Its product is annotated as 7-deoxyloganetin glucosyltransferase-like. Gene Ontology annotation, molecular function: UDP-glycosyltransferase activity. Lineage: Eukaryota; Viridiplantae; Streptophyta; Magnoliopsida; Dioscoreales; Dioscoreaceae. Bases 128 to 1525 code for a protein of 465 amino acids. The record is from RefSeq and is a predicted model, not a curated record. The transcript is spliced from 2 exons.
UAAUUAGUUUAACUUAUCUAAACAGCACAAAACAUUCACUACCAUUAUUAAACUCUAAACUUCACCAUAGACACAUACACACAAUUAGAUUUGCAUUCCAAUUUCCAAUCAAAGCAAAGAGAUCAUCAUGGAUUCCAAACCUCAUGUCAUGUGUAUACCUUUCCCUGCCCAAGGCCACAUAAACUCCUUACUCAAGCUUGCCAAGCUUCUUCACUCCAAUGGCUUCAUCAUCACCUUUGUCCACAAUAAGUCCACUCAUUCUCGCAUCCUGAAAUCCUCUGGAGACUCUUCUCUCCAUGAUUCCCAUGACUUCUAUAUCCAAACCAUGGAAGUAGAUGAAGGGGAGAUAGUGCCCUUCUCUCUUGCUACAUAUGAUAACAUGCGUUUGAUCGCCUUCCGAUCACUCAUGUCGAAGCUUAAUGAUCCAUCCUCCAGUGUUCCUCCGGUCACUUGCAUCAUUUCCGAUUUCGUCUUUAGCUUUGCCUAUGAAGCUGCAGCUGAGUUUCAACUCCCCCAUGUGACUUUCAGCUCGCUUGGUGCUUUUAGUUUCAUGAGCUUCCUCCAUUUCAAGCAACUCAUUGAGCAAGGCCUUAUACCUCUCAAAAGUGAGGGUGACCUUACCAACGGAUACCUGGACACACCUAUUGAUUGGAUACCAGGAAUGAAGAAUAUUCAUCUGAAGGAUCUACCAAGUUUUGUCAGAACAACUGAUCCAAAUGAUCUUGCUCUGAAUUUCAUGAUCCAUAUUUUCCAGAAGGUUUUUCAGACCUCAGCCAUCAUCAUCAACACAUUUGAUGAUCUAGAAGGCACUGUUUUGCAAGCCAUGGCAGAGAUGCUUCCCCCCAUCUACACAGUAGGGCCACUUUCCUUAUUCUCUGACCAUGGUUCAAGCUUCUGGAAAGAGGACAUGAAUUGUUUGGAAUGGUUGGAUGGCAAGCUACCAAAGUCUGUCAUUUAUGUCAACUUUGGAAGCAUUGCAGUGCUAACAAAAGAGCAACUGACAGAGUUUGCAUGGGGAUUGGUAGACAGUGAACAUGACUUCUUGUGGAUCAUUAGACAAGGCCUUGUUAAGGGUGAUCAAGAGAGUGAUGUUGUUCUCCCUGAAGAGAUCUUGAGAGAGAUGAAUGGGAGGGGACUGAUAACUAGUUGGUGUCAACAAGAGAAGGUGCUAUCCCACCCAUCCAUAGCAGGGUUCUUGACACACAAUGGAUGGAAUUCAACAUUGGAGAGCAUUAGUGCUGGAUUGCCCAUGUUAUGCUGGCCUUAUUAUGCGGAUCAACAAACAAACUGUCACUAUGUUUGCAAAGAAUGGGGCAUGGGCAUGGAGAUUGAACAUGAUGUGAAGAGAGAGAAGGUUACAUCUUUGAUCAAGGAGUUGAUGGGUGGAGAGAAGGGGAAAGAGAUGAAGGAGAAGGCGUUGGAAUGGAAGGAGUGUGCAUUUAGAGCAAUCAAAGAAGAUGGUUCGUCUUCCUUAAAUUUGGACAAACUUGUUAAAGAGCUCCUACAAAGAAGAGAUGCAAUUUGAAGUGCUUUUCUCAUUUCUUGAUUAAUUGAAAUCGUUGCCCACACGUUUCAUUAGGUUUUAUGUCCCUUGUUCUGGGAGGAACUACUACAUUAAUUGUUUUGAAUGGAAUUGAAGGUGGUUUUUUAUUUUAUUUUAUUUUAUUAUUUAUUUUUUUAUCAAGCGGGCAAGCCAAGCACCAAGGACGUGCACACCACCUAGAAUUUAGUUUGUGAACACUCACCUUGUGACUGUAAGUCUUCUCUAAUAAUCAAUUGGUCUUUUUUGG